GGUCUUUCGCUUGACCUCUAUUGUAUUUUGGAGAUCCUCUUCCAGGCUUCGUGAAGCCUCGGCGGUCUCAGAUCUGCCGGGGUUCGCUGUGAAUCCGGUGCGUUUCGGAAGUCUGAAUCUUCUGGCUUUAUCGCGGUCAAGAAAUGGGGAAUGGGGCAGUGGCUUUGGGGUUGGAAGAUAGAGAAGUGAUUGAUAGUGAGCAUCCGGCGACGCUUGCUGCGCCAAUUGCUGGCGGCGAAGUUUGCGGCGAGGGGGACUGCGGGGAAGGGACUGGUACUUCUUCCGAUGUAGACGAUGGAGCUAGCGAUUCUUCAGGCAAAUCUUCGGACCUUUAUGCCUCCGACUUAUGGGUCACUCGCUCUUGGACAUCGUCUCAGCUAGGGUUGGAGUAUUGUGGUGCUGAACAAUUGAGGUCUAAUAGCUGCAGUUUGUUGUUUAAAGGGCCCGAGCUUACUUUGCCUAGGUCAAAACUACAAAGAAAAGAGAUUCCGAAGUAUGACUUGAAAUUGGACAGGCUGUCAGAGAGAGAAAAGCAAAAGAUAAUUGAAGAUCUAAUAAGGAUCCAGAAUGAUGGUACAGUGGAGGUAGAUGUUACCCGAACUGCUCCUGUAGCAUCAGAACUUCUGGAGUUUGAUGGUUUUGAUUCUGCACCAGAAGAUGUCGAAGGGAAUGCUUCUCAGAUCAGAAAAUCAAUUCCGAGACUAAUGAUAGCAAUGCUUGUAGUUGGAACAAGAGGAGAUGUGCAACCUUUUAUAGCUUUUGCAAAGAAGCUUCAGGAGUUUGGUCAUCAUGUUAGAUUGGCAACUCAUGUGAACUUCUGUAGUUUUGUAAGAUCAUUUGGUCUGGAAUUUUAUCCUUUGGGUGGCAAUCCACGAGUAAUGGCUGGAUAUAUGGCACGAAACAAGGGUUUUAUAUUAUCAGGACCUGGAGAAAUUAAUGUUCAAAGGAAACAACUGAAGGAGAUAAUUGAUUCUCUACUCCCAGCAUGCACAGAACCUGAUUUGGUUACUGGGAUGCCUUUUAGAGCACAAGCAAUUAUUGCAAAUCCUCCUGCUUAUGGACAUUUGCAUGUUGCUGAAGCCCUUGGUGUACCUCUCCACAUCUUCUUCACAAUGCCAUGGACGCCAACUAAUGAAUUCCCACAUCCAUUUGCUCGUGUGCCUCAGAGUGCAGCAUACAGACUAUCUUAUCAUAUUCUGGACGUAAUAGUCUGGUGGGGUAUAAGGGGAUUUAUUAAUGACUUCAGAAAAAGGAAGUUGAAGUUGCCUCCGAUUGCUUACUUCAGUACAUAUCAUGGCUCUAUAUCACAUUUGCCAACAGGAUACAUGUGGAGUCCCCACCUUGUACCUAAGCCAAGUGAUUGGGGUGCAUUAGUUGAUGUUGUUGGUUUCUGUUUCUUGAACAAUGGAAUUAAGUAUCAACCAAAAAAGGAUUUUCAACAAUGGCUUCAACAGGGUCCAAAGCCCAUAUACAUUGGUUUUGGCAGUGUGCCUCUUGAAGAUGCAAGGAAGACAACGACUAUCAUUUUAGAAGCACUAAAAUAUGCGGGACAAAGGGGGAUCAUUAGCCGUGGAUGGGGAGACCUUGGAUGCUUCGAUGAAGUCCCCACUGAUGUCUAUCUUCUUGGAGAUUGCCCUCAUGAUUGGCUAUUUCCUUAUUGUGCUGCAGUGGUUCACCAUGGUGGUGCUGGUACUACUGCUUCUGGACUAAGAGCUGGGUGCCCAACCGCAAUUAUUCCUUUCUUUGGUGAUCAAUUUUUCUGGGGUGAGAGGAUUCAUGCAAUAGGGGUUGGACCUGCACCGAUUCCAAUAUCCGAGCUCACCGUGGAACGCCUUGCAAAUGCAAUAAAAUUUAUGCUUAAACCAGAGGUCAAAUUGCGUGCUAUGGAGUUGGCAAAGCAGAUACAGAAUGAAGAUGGUGUAACUGCUGCAGUAAAUGCAUUCCACAAAAAUUUGCCUCCUGAAAUACCAAUAACCAAUGGCACAGAUGAAGAACCUAGAAAUCCCAUUCAAUGGCUGGUUCAGUUCUUGGAGAAAUACUUCUGUCUUCCACAAUAAUUAUAGUCAUUCCUGGACUUCAUCUGUACAUAUCAGUUCAUCUAUUUCUUGGUUCUUGGCUAGAAUUUGGUUAUUUAGUUAUCAUUUAUUUCCUUGUGAAUAUGGAGGCGAGGGUGAUAAAGAAGUUACUUAGUUUUCAUUAAGCUUCAUAGUGCUUGAGUGAUUUGUGCGGUCUGGCUGCUUGUUCAAUUUUCGUGUGCAUUGAUGUGAGAACUGUUACUAAUGACUUGAAAUCAUUCCAUUGCUUGAUGAGGCUUAGCUGGGUUCA
Molecule: messenger RNA, 2325 nt
Organism: Zingiber officinale
Lineage: Eukaryota; Viridiplantae; Streptophyta; Magnoliopsida; Zingiberales; Zingiberaceae
Product: sterol 3-beta-glucosyltransferase UGT80B1-like
Exons: 14
Coding region: 144-2057 (637 amino acids)
Biological process (GO): carbohydrate metabolic process
Molecular function (GO): hexosyltransferase activity; UDP-glycosyltransferase activity
Source: RefSeq, a predicted model, not a curated record